AUGUCUGACUCCAUCGAAAGUCAGAUUGCGGCUCUUACGAGUUCAGUUCAAUCGAACCAGGUGCCUUUGGAUGAUGCUGCUCGGUUGAAAGCAAUCAAUGCUGCACAAGGCCUGUUGGACGCCUUGAAGUCUCCAGUUGAAAUUAUACUCCAAGAUGUAGUAAUGAAUCCACCACAGCUUAUGGCGAUUCGAAUGGGCGUACAAUUUGGCGUAUUCAAGCAGAUCGCUAGCAAUCCAACCCGCGCAACAACAACCAAAAAAAUUGCUGAGGAAUCCAAAGCAAGUGUCAUUCUUUAUCAGAUCAUGAGGCUGCUAUCCGUAUCAAAGUAUGUGAUAGAGGAAGAUGUGCAGGCAUAUAAACCAUCCGCACUUACCAUGGUGAUGGCGGACUCCACUAUUGAAGCUACGACUAGGGCAUGCUUCGAUAUCGGCAAUCUUUACACCGCAAAAGCCCCCGAGUUUUUCCGAUUCCAUCAAUGGAUGACCCUCAAACAACGAGCAACACCAAGCUGGGAUGACUGGUUUGGUUUUCAAGGUCAUGUCUUAGGUGGUUUUAAGAAAAGUAUCGCAGAAGAUGUUCUGCUGGUUGAUGUUGGAAGUGGUGAAGGGCACUAUCUGCAUGCUUUCAAAGAGAAAUUCUCUAACACACCAGGACGCGUCGUAUUACAGGACUUGCAACACGUGGUUUCAAACAUAAGUAACCCACCACAGGGGGCAGAAUUGAUGCCUUAUGACUUAUUUACCUCACAGCCUAUCAAAGCAAUGGAACCAGGUUAUUCUCGCCUGAUCAUCAACGAGCACGUCCUUCCUGACAGAAAUUGUGAUCUCCCCUCGGCCUGUAUGAGCAUUAUGGUGAUGGUUCAAGUAGCUACGUUUGAGCGAUCUGAAAAGCAGUGGCGUGAACUCAUUGAAUCAGCUAGCUUGAAGGUGGCUGCUUUCCAUCAGCCACCUGGAAAUGCUGGCGAGGAUGUUAUUGAGGUGAUGGAAUGA
Messenger RNA from Aspergillus wentii DTO 134E9, 990 nucleotides. RefSeq lists its product as uncharacterized. The record is from RefSeq and is a predicted model, not a curated record. The transcript has 6 exons. Gene Ontology annotation, molecular function: methyltransferase activity. The coding region runs from base 1 to 990 and encodes 329 amino acids. Lineage: Eukaryota; Fungi; Ascomycota; Eurotiomycetes; Eurotiales; Aspergillaceae.